AUGAUCGAAAUAAUCUGCAACGACCGUCUCGGAAAGAAAGUUCGUGUAAAGUGCGAACCUACUGACACUAUAGGCCAUUUGAAGAAACUUAUUGCAGCGCAAACUGGUACGAAUGCAGCUAAAAUUGUGCUAAAGAAAUGGUACACCGUAUAUAAAGACCAUAUCACAUUAGAGGAUUAUGAAAUCAAUGACGGAAUGAAUCUUGAACUCUAUUACGCAUAA
Messenger RNA from Paraglomus occultum, 222 nucleotides. The record is from the annotation of a GenBank genome assembly. NCBI's taxonomy places the organism in Eukaryota, Fungi, Glomeromycota, Glomeromycetes, Paraglomerales, Paraglomeraceae.